Panonychus citri (citrus red mite) is the source of this 1591-nucleotide messenger RNA. RefSeq lists its product as uncharacterized. Bases 136 to 1512 code for a protein of 458 amino acids. The record is from RefSeq and is a predicted model, not a curated record. Gene Ontology annotation, biological process: microtubule-based process; cilium assembly. Gene Ontology annotation, cellular component: cytoplasmic dynein complex. The transcript is spliced from 8 exons. Gene Ontology annotation, molecular function: dynein intermediate chain binding; dynein light intermediate chain binding. Lineage: Eukaryota; Metazoa; Arthropoda; Arachnida; Trombidiformes; Tetranychidae.
ACGAGUUAAGAUAAAUUCACGCGCAUGCGCAGUUUAUAGCUUUGGGUUGUUUUCGUUUUGAAAAUCAAAAUAAAUUGUUUACUUUUGCAACUUAAUUAAGUUUUAAGUCUAAUUAAACGAUUAAAACUUAAAUUCAUGAUGGGUGAUUCUUUAAAUAGUGAUAAAGUUAUUUUCGGUCAGAUUGUCGUAGGUCCACCUGGCUCAGGGAAAACAACCUAUUGUUCAACGAUUCAUAAGUUUCUUAAUAAACUUGGCCGUAAGACUUUCAUUGUAAAUUUAGAUCCAGGUAAUGAUGUAUCACUUCCAUACAAGCCUGACAUUGAUGUUACCCAAUUGAUUUCUCUGGAGAAAUAUUCCCAGGGAUUAUCCUUUUUAGCUCUAAUCCUUUUAACCGCCAAACUUUAUGACGUUAACAAGGAAGUUACAUUUCUCUCUUACAUGUCAACUGUAUGGCUACCAAAUAGUAUUAAUAUAAAUAUAAACUCGAAUAAUAAUAAGCUCGAAGAAUCGACAAGUUCUGAUGAGAAAAUCAGAUCAUUUCAUGUGGAGAAUCUUCGACAAGAUUUCGAUAUUCUAAUUGUUGAAUUAUGGUCAUCUCGGACAACCCUUAUUCUUAGUGUAAUUUUUGUCUUGAUGCACAUCUUUAGCUGGGCUUGGAUGGCUUAUGCUGUUCGAGAGACUCGUAAUGUGAAAGAUGUUUCCUUAACUACCGUUUUAUUAUUGGCAGUUUUUGCUGCGGUUGAUAUCGCUGCGAGUUCUGGUUUUGUCAUGGUUCGUAUGAUCAUGCUUUUCAUUAGAGAUCAUCAUUUCCCUAAAGAUAUGAGGAUACCUGGUCCAGCUGAGCACGAUCAACUAACGGCUUAUGCUGCGCUUAGAAUUGCCGUUCUUCAAUCUAGUCCAGGUAAUACAGAUAUAUUUGUUUCCGUGAUAAUUGGCUUUCUAACUGGAUUAAGGGUUUACAGUGUAAUUUGUGCCGUAUCGUUUUACAAUAAAGUCCGUAAAGGUGAUUUCAAAUCAAAUCAUUUAACGACAACACCAGCAAAAGAGAGGAGUGUAAUCUAUUGCACAGACAAUCAAAGUGAAAGGUUCUCGAGCCAUUUAGAUGAGUUUUUCAAGCGAUCAGCACCUUACAUGCCAUCGGAAGAUGGACGAAGAAAAGAUCGCCACAAGGAGAGGUCGAAAGAUCGAACAGGUGACCGACGAUAUUCAACGACAAACUCUACAACAGUGACCGAUGUCGAGGUUAUCGAAAAGGAGAUGAAAAUUCAAGCAGCCGAUAUGCCGAUGCACAUGCAACGAAAAGCCCUCCAAAUAGCCUCACAAGCGGUGGCCAUUUAUACGACGGAAAAAUUGAUCGCUGAAAGUAUUAAGCAAGAUUUUGAUGCCGCUUUCGAGCCGACCUGGCAUUGUAUUGUUGGCCGUAAUUGGGGAAGUUGUGUCACUCACUCAAAACAAUGCUACAUCCGUUUACUGUACCGAGAUCUCACCUUACUAUUGUACAAGUCAACCUAAUUAUUGAUAAUUCAACAUGAUUAACUUUCAUCUUUUUGUCCAUUUAAUUGUCUUAUUAAAAGUGAAGCUUAAAAAUCAA